Diaporthe batatas is the source of this 3079-nucleotide messenger RNA. RefSeq lists its product as uncharacterized. The record is from RefSeq and is a predicted model, not a curated record. The transcript has 2 exons. The coding region runs from base 179 to 3016 and encodes 945 amino acids. Lineage: Eukaryota; Fungi; Ascomycota; Sordariomycetes; Diaporthales; Diaporthaceae.
CUCUGCACCCAGGGAGGACAGACAGCUCGGCAACAGCCCGGAUGUCUCCUAGGAUCCAUCAACAUAAACCUGUCGACCCUCGAUACACGUACUAGCUUGCCCCAUUGCACACGCCACAAAGUAGAAAUUCUCUGAUUUUGCGCCUGUCCGAACCACCUACAAAAGCCGUUCCAUCACGAUGGCCCAGGGUCCUGUCAACACCCUGCCAUCAAAUCCAGUGCCUUCAAUGGCGACCAAACUUCCAACUGCGCUAUCAGAAGAGGAGGAGCAUCAGCUGCGAGAGUACGAACGCAUCUUGCGGUUUCGGGAUGAGGUGCUGUCGGGCGCCCACCCGAGGAUCAAGGUGCCGGCGCAUUUGGUUGCUGCGAAGAAGAGCAGCGAGUCCCGGAGUCCCGGGUCGCUUGCCUCCGCAGCACCACUUGGUCCGGCUGCGUUGAUGAACAAGGUGCCAACAGGCCCAAGAUCCACGACUGCAAAAGUGGCGAGCCCGGUCAGCGGGUCUCAGAUUGCAAACAACUUGCGCUCGUUCAACGCGAACGCGAAUACUGCUACAAACAUCACCUUUGGUCAUGGUUCGUCCUCUGGCCACACAAACAGUAUCCCUGGUGUCCCGACAGGCCCCAAGGCUGCUGUGCCAGCCCAAUACCGCGAGCCUUCGGGCAGCGCCCAGUUUGAUCCCGUGCUGCUCACAAAGUCUGACGACCUGAUCAAGGCUGAGCUACAGCUCCAAAGGAAGCGACUCGAGGGCGCGCUCAGCGAGCAACUUCAACAGCAUCGCGCGGCCAAGAACUCGCAUGCAACAGAAGCUCUGGUUGAUUUUGAUCUCGCUGACGUUCUCAUGAAGGCCCUGAAGCUGGUCCAGACCUCUGCUCUUCAACAGACUGAUGCAAAUCUAGCAGCUAAUGCAAGCGGUACUGAUGGUGAUUCUCCUGACGAUGAUACCUUCUACUCUAGCAAACACGACACGCCUGAAUCCCACCAGACGCAUCGCUUGCCCGACCGCGAAGACUCUGGAGACGCCCAGACCCGCGAAGAUUCCCACUACGAGCCUCCCAUGGUCAUCGAAGCCAGCCCAGUGCCUGAUCACCGACCUGCGGUCGCUAUGCCACCAUUUGCCCUGUCAAGCGCAAAUGCAACUCAACCUCAGCAGCACAGGGCGCAGCAAACAUUAGUGCCCGGCCCUCCAAAUCCUGCGAUGUACUCGGGCGGAUACCAGAGCGGCAUAGAAGUCGCGGUUACAAGGAGCGCAGCCGGUGUGCCAAUGGAAAUCACCUCGUCACAAGAGAGCGGGGAGGCUAGUAGCUCGAGAGACUCUGGCCAGGCUGGUGGUGAUCAACAAACGGGCCGUAACCAUCUCGAGUCUGUCGCGCAGCAACUGAUCGACCAAAGCUUUGGUCGCCGUCAGUCGCCGAUUCUUCGUGCGCACAACCUGUCUCCUAUUGCCCCUCAGCCUGCACAUGUCUCUCCUCUGGCUACUGCCCGACAACCCCCAGUGCCCCGACCUGACGCCCCACCAGCUCAAGCGACCCCUGCGCAAGUCGUGGCGCUCAGAAACGAUCGAUCCAAUGGCUCGAGUCCGGAGAGCUCCCCACAGGGCGGCAAGCCAGGCAAGAAAGGCAAGAAGAAGAACAAGAGGAAGGCUGAUCGCAUGGCUGCAAAUGCUGUGCCAUCGCCUUAUAUCAAGCCGGAACCGCGGUCUCCUUCUCCUCUGACUGCGCCCCAGUUUACGAGGCCCAACAAGCGGCAGAGACAGGCGCAGCGACCAGUACAGCCAGGCUUUGAUCAGUCUCGCGUCGAGGAGCCUGUGGAGAUUGCCUCUCCACACGGCUAUCCCUCACGAGUCUUGAGGGAUGAGAGAGUUCCUUCGGGGUAUAGUAGUCCCAGCGGGCCGCGCCCUCGCCAAGAUUCUCGCCCCAUGAUCGUGGCAGAGCCACCAAGGUAUGAGAGGGACUACCAUGAUGGAAUCCGUCCUGCCGAGGCUGUUCAUUACGUACGACGCUCUCCACCCGGAGCACCAGCAUAUCCAUACGCGCCUGGUGAGGUGCAGACCAUCAGGUCGGUUUCACGCGCUGCGGUCGAGAGGCCGUACCCAUAUUACGAUGUUCGAGACGCUCCGCGAACUGUAGUGCGACAAGUGGCGGAUCGUGGCCGGUCUCGCUCGCCCGUCAUGGUCGAAGAUCGCUCACCAGCUGUCAUGGGCCCUCCACGUUUGCCGCGCUCAAGAAUCGUGCACGUGGACGAGUUUGGCCACGAGUACUUGGAUCCCGCCCCGAGACCAGAGGGCGUGGUAACCAGGCGCUCUGUCGUUCCACGGCCGGUCUAUGAUGAUCGGGAAGAAUAUUACGAGAUGCCUAGGUCAACAACGGUGAUCCGACGUUCUGUUGCACCAGCAAGUGCUUACGGUGAGCCUGAAAUCAUCUACGAGCGGCCUGCCCCGUCAGUUCGUGCCAGUUCUGUCAUUCCGGGGCCCCAGCGAUAUGACGAGGAGGUUGUUUACCACCGACCGGCUUCUCCCUCGGGUUAUGCUACCACGCGCCGUGUGGUCACCCGUCCAGCAGAGUACGCAGUCCCUGAGUAUCGGUACUACCGCGAGCGGGAGUACCCACCUGCGGCCCCCGGCCAAGCCGGCGAUGACUAUUACGAAGUUCGGAGUGUACAAGAUCGACGACCAGCAGAUGAUGCCCCGCGAGAGUAUCGAGUCCGGGCCACGACGGUGCGCCCUGAGGCGGCCCUGAGGCCGGAGGUAGUCAGGAUGUCCAGCGUGCGGCCCGAGCCCGUCCCAGGCGGCUACGGUGCGCCGAUCCCACUGGACGACCGGCAGGCGAUAGUGCCGCCUCGCCCGUAUAGCGCUCGCCCUCCCCCUCUUCCUCCUCAGCAGCACAUUCAGCAGCAGCAGCAGUAUGUACGUCCCUGGCCAGAGUACGAGGCCCGGCCGUAUCCGGAGCAGGUUGGGGAGGUCGGCGAUGAUGGAGCUGUGACCUACUUGGAGAGUGCUCCCAGAGAGAUGUACAGAUGAAGCGACCUGUGGAACAGGCCGAGCUGUUUUUUGGUAGCAAAAUGAAAAGAUCAUGUUCACACA